Messenger RNA from Panicum hallii, 675 nucleotides. Its product is annotated as protein PELPK1-like. NCBI's taxonomy places the organism in Eukaryota, Viridiplantae, Streptophyta, Magnoliopsida, Poales, Poaceae. The transcript is spliced from 2 exons. The record is from RefSeq and is a predicted model, not a curated record. Bases 66 to 485 code for a protein of 139 amino acids.
UUCAGAUUUUCUAGCUACUUCCUGCAGCUAGUGACCUGCCGUGAGCACAUCAAGUUCGUUCACCCAUGGCCUCCGCCUCGGGUCUCUUCGCCACGGCGCUCGUCAUGGCGCUCAUGCUCAGCAGCUCCAGCCACGCCGCGCGCCGCCUCGCGGACGACACGACUCCGGCGGCUGCGCCCGCCGCCGUGCCGAAGCCGCCUUUGCCCACCGUGCCCGCGGCCGCCUUGCCACCCAUGCCAGCAGUAGUGCCAGCGGCGACCUUGCCACCCAUGCCAGCCGUGCCGACGGUCCCGUCGACGACCCUCCCGCCGAUGCCCGCGGUGCCUACCGUGCCGAACGCGGCGAUGCCACCCAUGCCGGCCGUUCCCGCCGUGCCGAAGGUGACGCUGCCACCGAUGCCCUCCGUCCCCAAGGUGACCCUGCCGCCGAUGCCCUCCAUCCCCGGCGUGCCGAUGCCAUUCUUGGCGCCGCCUCCUUCGGCAUAAUCGAAAUCAAGAAUGCUUGAGUCGCUCCAUCGAGUAUCUGUAUUGUAUUUCAUUAGCUUCUUUUUUAUGUGUCUAGCGGUUGGAGAUGUAUUGGGUUACGCCAUUGAUUGCUUUGUAUAUGUACAGAGUGCUCCGCGCUAUAUAUGGGUAUGUUAAUAAAAUCCCUUCUCAUCCAACAUGCUUAGUUUUA